AUGGCAACAGCCGGCGCUUCACUGGAAAUCCAGGCAUCCAAAGUGAAAAACAAAGUAAGUGUUUUCUUCUAUUGUCCUGCUUGGAAAUUGUCAGAUCCUGCCCCAUCAAGAGAGAGGGGGUUGUGUGGAAGGCUAGCAAAAUGGACUUACUGUACUCAGCUUCCUUAUACUGAGUCAGACCAAUGGGCGCAAGAGUCUCCCCCAGACUUACCUGGCAAUAUUUGGUGGGGUGGGGAUGUUGAAACCUAGGUUAAAUUUUGCACGCAAGCAGAUGCUCUUAUCGCUGAGCCGUGGCCUUUCCCCACGUGCUAACUCUCUCUUUUUCUCUCCUUGUCCCCUCACAGCUGCAGAAGCCGCUGGUGGAGAAGUUGCGCCGCGACCGCAUCAACGGCAGCAUCGAGCAACUGAAACUGCUUCUGGAGAAGGAAUUCCAGAGACACCAGCCCAGCUCCAAGCUGGAGAAGGCUGACGUUCUGGAGAUGACCGUCAGCUACCUAAAAUAUAGCCAAAGUGAGUGCUGGUCUUGUUUAUUUAUGCUAGAAACCUGCAUCAGUUUAAUGCCAUAUUCAGUGCAUGGAUCUCUACCACUACUGAAUUCUGGGAGGGGUAGUUUGGUCAGGAUUGCAGCGAAGAUCCCAUGUGCCACUCAGAGAAUGACAUUGCCUAUGGCUCCUUGACACAAUGACAAGUCCCCAAGGUUCUCUAGGGAGAAGAAAUGGCUGUUAAGCUAGGUUUAAUGUGUUGGGUAGCUAUGCCCUUUACGUAGCUAGUGUAUGUUAAGUUAAAAGACCACUGUGGGCACCCUCACCUCUAAAUCCCAUGUCUCUUUCUUCACAGCAUUGGCGACAUCAUCUGUAAGCAGAACCCAGGAUUACAGCAAAGGCUAUUCCUCCUGCCUGAAGGAAACUCUGCAAUUCCUGGCCAUCCACUCAACGAACACCGAAACCCAGAGCAAGCUCUUAAGUCACUUCCAGAAGCCUUGGGAGGUGGCUAGCAAGGACAAUCCUCCACUUUCUACCCCCGCUCUGCUUCAGAAGGGGUCACCCCAAGGCGCCAUCUCAAAACCAGCCUACAAAUUGUGGAGGCCUUGGUAG
Molecule: messenger RNA, 1094 nt
Organism: Podarcis lilfordi (Lilford's wall lizard)
Lineage: Eukaryota; Metazoa; Chordata; Lepidosauria; Squamata; Lacertidae
Source: the annotation of a GenBank genome assembly